Penaeus monodon (black tiger shrimp) is the source of this 402-nucleotide messenger RNA. RefSeq lists its product as uncharacterized. The record is from RefSeq and is a predicted model, not a curated record. Lineage: Eukaryota; Metazoa; Arthropoda; Malacostraca; Decapoda; Penaeidae. Bases 1 to 402 code for a protein of 133 amino acids. The transcript is spliced from 5 exons.
AUGCUGGUCGCCACUAGGACGAAACGGGAGCGUGCGCGUGGCUGUGGUUGCCAUGGCGACCAGAGAGGGGCGGGUGGCAGCGCCGGGCAGCCAUCAGUGUGCUUUCUGUUGUGUCCGGGGAGUGUGCUGCGCCAACAACCCCGCCAUGAGAGUCCUCAAACCCCCACACUGCUAAGGUCGCCAGCCAACGUCAUGAGUGAUUGUGGUCGGGACAUACUGCACAAGAAUGGAGUUGCAAUGUGGCAGUGUCAACGACCAGAAAACGUCCAUGAAGAAAGGUAUGGUUCUGGAUAUUGCAAGACGGCAAGAAUAGUAGGCAGUCCUCUUGUGAGCUUCGCUGCUUCUGAGACUACACCGGAGAAUGGAGGCGUGCCUUUAACAUUUUCUUUGAAAUUCAGAUGA